AUGAAGAUUUUAACACAAGACGAAAUCGAAGCGCACAGCUCGCACACAAUAAAAGGUGGUAUCGAGGGGGCCCUUGCCGGGUUCGCCAUCUCCGCCGUGAUCUUUAAAGUCCUUCCCAGACGGUAUCCGAAGUUCAAGCCCUCAACGCUGACGUGGUCGAUAAAAACAGCCCUCUGGAUCACCCCGCCCACGGUCCUGACCGCCAUCUGCGCCGAACAGGCGUCGAACAGCUUCGAUGCCACCAUGUACGGGUCCGGGGCCUCUUCCGAGGACGCCCUGGACGAACACCGCAGAUGGAGGGCCUUGAGCACGAAGGACAAGUUCGUCGAGGGCCUGUCUAACAACAAGUACAAGAUCAUCACGGGUGCGUGGGCAGCCUCGCUGUACGGGUCGUGGGUACUCGUCAACAAGGACCAAAUCAUGACCAGGGCCCAGAAGAUCGUCCAGGCAAGAAUGUACGCGCAAUUCAUCACCGUCGGUCUGCUGUUGGCCUCUGUCGGGUUGAGCAUGUACGAGAACAAGCUGCACCCAAACAAGCAGAAGGUCAACGAGAUGCGCCGCUGGGAAAAUGCCCUGAAGGUUGCCGAAGAAGAAGAGAAGCUUGAGAAGGAGGGCCGUAGGACUGGGUUCGUUUCCAACGAGGAGAGAAUCAACUCCAAGAUCUUCAAGUCGUGA
Messenger RNA from Saccharomyces eubayanus, 675 nucleotides. RefSeq names its product Rcf2p (gene RCF2). Gene Ontology annotation, biological process: mitochondrial respiratory chain complex IV assembly. The transcript has a single exon. NCBI's taxonomy places the organism in Eukaryota, Fungi, Ascomycota, Saccharomycetes, Saccharomycetales, Saccharomycetaceae. Bases 1 to 675 code for a protein of 224 amino acids. Gene Ontology annotation, cellular component: mitochondrial inner membrane. The record is from RefSeq and is a predicted model, not a curated record.